Lottia gigantea (owl limpet) is the source of this 1722-nucleotide messenger RNA. RefSeq lists its product as hypothetical. Lineage: Eukaryota; Metazoa; Mollusca; Gastropoda; Lottiidae. The coding region runs from base 63 to 386 and encodes 107 amino acids. The record is from RefSeq and is a predicted model, not a curated record. Gene Ontology annotation, molecular function: dynein intermediate chain binding; dynein light intermediate chain binding. Gene Ontology annotation, cellular component: dynein complex. Gene Ontology annotation, biological process: microtubule-based process. The transcript has 4 exons.
AACAAAUACAAAGGAGGUUGUUUUGAAUGAAACUUUCACAUUGAAACCUUCGAAAUCACAGAAUGGCGACCGAAGUUGCAGAGGAAAAGAAAGUCGACACUGAGUCUAAAAGAGUGCACACAUAUCCUUUGAUAAGACACUCUGAUAUGAAUGAUGAAAUGAAGACAGAAGCUAUGGAAUUAUGUGUUACUGCUUGUGAGAAAUUUUCUGCAAAUAAUGAGAAUGCAGCCAAAAUGAUCAAAGAGACAAUGGAUAAGAAAUUUGGAGCUUCCUGGCAUGCAGUAGUGGGGGAAGGCUAUGGUUUUGAAAUUACACAUGAAGUGAAAAAUCUGUUAUAUAUGUUCUUUGGUGGAAAUAUGGCAAUUAUGAUCUGGAAAUGUUCUUGAUUUCCCUAUUGUAUCAGAAAGACUGUGUUAAUAUCAUUGUUAUAUAAUCAGCAUUUCUUUCAGUUUUUAAAUUAUUUUGUGAGAGUAUUCAAUUUACCAUGGAUAUGCUGAGCUUUACUCUUUUUGACUCUUCAAUUUUGAGGGAAAAAAUGCAGAAGUUUUGGAUUGUCAUGAAUUGGAAUGUUAGUUCCUCAUUCUCUAUAGGUAAAGAACGGUUUCAUGUAAUGAGAUGAUGAAAACUUAUUCGUGUAAUUGAUUUGCAACAUGAUUGAUCAACUCAACCCUUACUGAAAGUAAAUAAAAUAAAACGUCAUAUACCCUUGUCUCCAAGUAAUUUAACUUAAAGCUUAAGUAAACUUUACCGGCGAUGGGGUGUAUAUUGAGUAAUUAUGUGGCUGGUAAACUAGCUGCUAGAGUUGAAAAGCUUAAAGAAAGAAAAAGCUUAGAUGUCCAUGGUAAAUUAAAUGUAUGAAGUUUGCCCAAAAAUUGAAACGACAUAUGCUGUUGUGUAUUUUUAUCUUAUACUUUUUUCAUUCCUAAUAAUAUAUGUCAUGUAUAUUCACCAAAGCAGAUUUAUCCAAAUAAAUACCUUUUGUGAUUUCAAAAUGCCUUACCCCUACACGACAGAGUUGAAAACAGAUCACUUGUUGAAUAUUCAAUAUAUUAUAUGUCCUAAAUGUAUUUGAAUAUGGGAUUAAUUUCCCAUUGACCAAAGCUGAUGCACUUUCUCAGUAGUCUAUAGUAGAUAUUAGUCCAGAUAUUUAAUGCAUAUUGACCGAGAGACAUUUUAAAAUCUAAAUGAGAACAGUCCAUAUUGUUUUAGGUAGAAUAAGUGGUUUAUAAAACUUUAUAAGGUGUUUGUGUUACUAUUUAGACUACCUCAAAACAAAGUGCAUGGAAAUCUUUGACUCUAUCCAUUUGCAGUAUAUGCCUUGAAAUGAAAAUAUUAGAAAUCUGUUAUUUGAAUUUAGAAGUGAAACUGCUGACUGUAAAGCUCUAUUUUGAUCUUUGAUAUUUUACUUUUGUUGACUCAUUUGAAUUUGUAAAUAUUCUGCCUUUAUAACAUUCCAAGUUAAAAAGUAGAGUAGAUUAUUUCAUAAUUUAAUGUUAUAAAAUUCAAAAGACAGUUUUGUAUGAAAUGGUGAAACUGAUGUAUGAAGUAUUAUUUAAUUUAAAGUUUUAGAGGUUGUCCUAUUAGAAUAGAUAUGAAAACAUUCCACUUUAAAUUGUUCCCUUCCCCACUGAACUCUGUCCACUUCCUUCCCUAGCUUAUAUUUAUAUUAUACUAAUAUUGUAUAUAUUGAAAUUUGUUUACAUUAAAGUUUUACAUAUUUUA